AUGGCAUUGCUCUCUCUCAACCAUGAUGUUCUGUGCGAGAUCUUGGACCAAACUGACCCUCAGUCGGCGCUGAGGCUCUCGAUGGUGUCUCGCAAGGCCCACCACCUCGGCGUUCCUCAAGCCCUCUCUAGAGUCACCCUCAGUCGCUCCCAGCAGCAAGUGAGCGCCUUCUGCCAUUUCGUUCUCUCCGACCCACAGCGCCGCCUUCCAUACCUCCGCGAGUUGGUCAUCGAGUCUGGCGCUUUCGGCGUCACCCACCGCAUAGAAUUCCAGCGAGCCGCCGACUUUUCCGCUACCGAAGAGCUCGCCACAUUGCUCGAACAGGCGCAUCGUCUGCGGCACCUGUCAAUAGCGUGCUUCGAGGACCUUAUUGUGAAAGAACCGCGCAUUGCCGCUGCCGUAUGUGCACUUCCAGGCCUUGUGGACGUAGGCCUGCACAACUGCGGGCAUCUCUCGACGGCUCUUCUGCCCCGGCUACGAAGCCGCCCCCGAAAACUUGCGUUCACGGCGCUAUUCAACCGAAAACUACCCUCGUUUUUCCACCGCCUCAUUGCCUUGGAUCGGCUGGAAAGCUUGGAAAUAUCGUACCUGGAUCUGUCAGAUGGCAGCCAGCCACACGCGGAGAUCCACGAGAUCCCGCACAUGCCAUCAUUGCGGUCCCUUGCGGUGCGUGGCAGCACCGCGCGUAUGUCGCUCUUUGUGCGGUCGAUGCCCAACCUGCAGACGCUCCGUAUCGCCGACGUCUGCUCAUCGGUCGACGAGUCCUCGGACCACUACAAGGGCGGGAGCUGGCCGAGCCUGGCUCAUCUCCAAGGAAACGUGCCCGAUUUCCGGCAUUGGAAAGUCGCUUGUCCGGUGCGAUGGUUGCAGCUCGACCUGACGGCUUAUCAUUACGACGACGCACUCGACAUUAUCCGCCGCAACUCGCCUUUAGUCUUGUCCCUUCCUGUGGAAACCAAAGUCGGUGCGACGUUUUGGGGGUCCUUCAUAAGCGCAGCACCUAGGCUGCGUCACCUCGAGGUGUGUCUAGACGAGGGGAAGUCGAAACAGCUUGAGACCUGGAUGAACGUUGUCCCCCGAAUCAUUGGAUCAUUACGGAUCAGCUCAGUUUUUCUUUGUGUCCGAUACACACACUGGAUCGGGUCGCGGAUGGAUCAAGGUAUCGCCGCUGCCGAGAACGAGUCGACCCUGCGGACGCUGCGGGAACGGACGAUGGAAGCAAUCCCGACAUUGCGCUAUAUCACGACUGCAGUGGCGUUUAAGGGCGAAAACCCAUUUGAAGGGCAUCAAGCGCUCUCCUGGUGGCAAGUGACGAGUGUUUCUGGGACGCGUAGACUGGAGGUUGUGGGCGCGGAUAGAGGGGAGGGGCUACGAGAUGACUUCCUCCACGCACAUUAUGAUGCACAGGCAUGA
Messenger RNA from Fibroporia radiculosa, 1413 nucleotides. RefSeq lists its product as uncharacterized. The transcript is spliced from 2 exons. Gene Ontology annotation, molecular function: protein binding. Lineage: Eukaryota; Fungi; Basidiomycota; Agaricomycetes; Polyporales; Fibroporiaceae. The coding region runs from base 1 to 1413 and encodes 470 amino acids. The record is from RefSeq and is a predicted model, not a curated record.